AACGCGUAGCAUCUAACAAAUAACCAUGAGCGAUAACGCAGAGUACAAAGAGGCGUUCGCGUUAUUUGACAAGAAGGGCACUGGUGCAGUUCCGCGCGAGACUUUAGGCGACUUGCUCCGCGCGCUGGGACAGAAUCCUACACAAGCGGAAGUGGCGGACAUCGUGAAUGCAGCGCCUCGGGACGUGGACUAUAGGACGUUUUUGACGAUAUUGAACCGGCCUGAUGGAUUCAAGCCUGCGGGAACGCCUGAGGAAUUCAUUCGCGGAUUUCAGGUGUUUGACAAGGAAGGGAACGGGUUCAUUGGCGCGGGCGAACUGCGGUACGUGCUCACGCAGCUGGGAGAGAAGAUGUCGGACGAAGAGGUCGACGAGUUGUUGAAGGGGGUGCAGAUUGGCGCCGACGGGAACGUCAACUACGAGUCGUUCGUGCGUACCAUCCUCAGCCAGUAGUCAGGUGUUGUGCCAUAUGCAUGU
Molecule: messenger RNA, 475 nt
Organism: Heterobasidion irregulare TC 32-1
Lineage: Eukaryota; Fungi; Basidiomycota; Agaricomycetes; Russulales; Bondarzewiaceae
Exons: 6
Coding region: 26-451 (141 amino acids)
Biological process (GO): mitotic actomyosin contractile ring assembly
Cellular component (GO): myosin II complex
Molecular function (GO): calcium ion binding
Source: RefSeq, a predicted model, not a curated record